CAUGUCUCAGAAUUCAAAACAAACAGUCGCCAUUAUUGGCAGUGGCUGGGGCGGUUAUAACCUGGCACAUGCUCUCGAUACCCGUAAAUAUAACGUGUUAGUAAUCUCGCCUGAAGCCACUUCUUCCAUUACGCCACUACUAGCCAGUGCAGCAUGUGGUCUUUUCUAUUCGCAAUUGGCUCAGGAGCCUAUCCGACGCAAAAAUCUUGAAGUCCAAUAUAUCAAGGCCAAUGUGCUGGGCAUUGAAUUUAGUGACAAGACCCUGUUGUGUCAGCCAGCGUUUGAUUCCCUCAAGGACAAGCAGUUUAAGAUUUCCUACGACAAGGUGGUCAUCUCUCCCGGGUGCUCCACUAACACCUUUAAUACCCCCGGUGUGGACGAGUACGCCUUCAUGGUGAAGAACGUCAACGAUGCUGAUGCUAUCCGUGACAAGAUCAAUCAAAACCUGGAGAUGGCUUCGUUGCCGUGCACCGCGGAAGAGCAGCAACGGCAGCUCCUGCAUAUUGCCAUUGUUGGCGGUGGACCUACAGGUAUCGAAAUCGCCGCCGAAUUGACGGAUUUGUUCCAGGGUGAUCUGAUGAAAUUAUACCCGAAUCUCCAGGGAAAGGCUUCAGUGACGGUCCACGAUGUUGCACCACAAAUAUUAGCACCUUUUGACCGUAAGCUCUCCGAAUACGCUAAGGAUUCCCUUCAGAAGCACAAAGUCGAGAUCAAGACAAACUCACAUAUUACGAACGUCACGAGCGAUAUCAUUGAGACACGAGAAGACGGCAAGAUCGCCUAUGGUAUUCUGAUCUGGGCAACAGGAAAUAAGAAUCGUCCGAUUGUGGACACGAUGAACGUGAUGAAGACCAACCACGGUCUGAAGCGAAUUCUCACCGAUGACGGACUUCAGGUCCUAGAUAUCAACGGCACCGCCAUCCCAGAUGUAUAUGCUAUUGGCGAUGCGGCUGAUAUCGAUGGUGCGAGUCUGCCCACUACAGCUGAGGUCGCCGUCCAGAAAGCUAUGUAUUUGUCUCGGCAAUUGAACGCUAGUUGUCGCACUAAGCCGUUUCAGUACCAGCAGCGUGCGCUCGUCACGUACACUGGGGCAGGAGACGGUGUCAUGGCUGGAAAACGUGGCGAUGAGUAUACCGGGCAUGGGGCUUGGUUGAGUUGGCGGUCAGGCAAUUUCUUCUGGACGCGGUCCUGGAAGCGGAAAUUCAUGAUUUGUUUGGCGUGGUUCAUGGAUUGGAUUGAUGGACGUGAGUUGGCUCGUUUUUAA
Talaromyces proteolyticus is the source of this 1264-nucleotide messenger RNA. Its product is annotated as putative disulfide oxidoreductase. The annotation marks the transcript as partial. The record is from RefSeq and is a predicted model, not a curated record. Gene Ontology annotation, molecular function: NADH dehydrogenase activity. Lineage: Eukaryota; Fungi; Ascomycota; Eurotiomycetes; Eurotiales; Trichocomaceae. The transcript has a single exon.